This is a messenger RNA of Sinocyclocheilus anshuiensis, 1585 nucleotides long. Its product is annotated as protein RD3-like. NCBI's taxonomy places the organism in Eukaryota, Metazoa, Chordata, Actinopteri, Cypriniformes, Cyprinidae. The record is from RefSeq and is a predicted model, not a curated record. The transcript is spliced from 3 exons. Bases 473 to 1156 code for a protein of 227 amino acids.
AGUAUUGAAAGAUGGAAAGCAGGAUGCAUACUUCAAACCAUAUCUGUCCGUGUUUGUGUUGAGUGUUAUUUCUGUUAUAUGAGCUGAAAUGGUCAGUGUGUGUUUGUGUGUUAAUGCAUGUUUGAGGGCAUGCGAGUCAGAGUGGGCUGGGUUAUCAGAGCAGAGAGACAGAAGGCAGUUUGCGGUGGACAGGGGAGAAUUUCACAUUCUUCAUCUCAACUUUGCCCAUCGCAGUCAUCCGCACAUUGCUGCGUGUCACUGGCAAACACUCUCUUCUUUCUUUCUUUUCUUUUCCUCUGAUUCAGCUUGAUUGUCAUUCUUCUUGUUCAAACACUUAGUUUCUCUUACUAUCUUCUAUCAGAAUAGUCAUUUCUUUAGGUUGCUUUAUCUGUACCCUUUCAUUCUAUAUCUGACAGUCUGGCUUCAUUUACAUAUUUUAUUUGCAUAACCUAAUGCAAUUUGGCGGUACCAGAUGGAGUCAAAGCAUCAUGGACCUCGACCUGUAAGACCCACAAGUCCAGCCAUGCCUUUCAUAGGUUGGCCCCACACAAAUGGAUGUGGAGGCCCAGGUCGGAUGUUGCUACGUGAGAUGCUUUGGCAGCUGGAGCAAAGAGUACUUCAGGUUCAAGAGGAGGAGUUCCAGUACUGCAUUUCCCAUGGCAUUCUGGGAUACCGUCACCCCCCAGCAUACCCAAGCCUGCUUGCCCCUAUACCUGCCUCUGAACACCGCCAGCUAGAGCACCUCUGUGGCCGCAUCCUACCCUCACACACUGCCAUUGUACUUUCCAGGCUCCAUGAUCUUUUGGCCCACAAUGACAUCCCUCCCUGGGAACUGGUGGGUGUCUUUAAGCAAGUUCUUCGAGACUUCCUGAGGAGACAGGAAGACGGCAUGCAGACACGUCAAGCCCCUUCAGCUCCGUCAACAAUUCUUUCUGCUCCCAGUCCACCUACAGAGAGUAAUGACAGAAAUCGCAUUGUUGGAAAUGCAUCUAGUUCUUUAUCAGAGGAGUCAGGGAAGCACAGGGAGGAAAUUCCUACUAUUUCUAGUUAUGUGGAUAAACAUUUGCGUGCUGCCUGCCCCUAUUCCAUCCACAGAGAUUGGAGUCUGCCCUUUUGCCAUCCUUUUGCUUAUGAGUCCUACAGCACCACAUUGUGAGACACUUAAUUGUAGAAGUUCAACAUGUUCUGAAUUUGUAGUCUCUUUUCUCAUUUAUAUGUUUUUGUAUGAUCUCCUUGCAUCUGGCUGAUUGUUAGGUUUAGGGGUGGACCUUAACUUAAAGCCUUUUGAAUUUACUAAAAAUCAAAAAUUUUCAUACAAAUCACAUCCUACAAAUUCAUAUGAAAUCGCCACCUCUUAAAUAAUUGUUUCCUCAUGAGAAAAGUCCAUGCAACCAUUUUCUAUGUCUUUCCUGUUUGCAAAUUUCCUAGGUCUCAGAUCUACACACAGAUCUACACUUGCAUUGAAAAAUCAAGUCCUGUUCUCAUGUUUAAGUAAAUUAGACUGAUUAAAAGUGAUUAACACGAUAAUGUAUGUGAUGUUAAAAUUUGGAAGAUGAGCCAUAAUCUUUUCGUAAUCAAUCAAUAA